AUGACACAAAACGGCACCUCAGUGCCAGGACCACAACCACCAAGUAAAGCCAGCGCUGCAGAGCCCAAGCUCAACAACGAAAUGGAGAUGGGUAGCAUGCCCGGAGGCAAGCCGGUCGAGAAUGACAUAAUGCAGCUCGCGCGGAUAGGCGACAUCCCGGCAAUGGAGAAGUUGUUUGAGACGGGCGAGUACGAUGCGACAUAUUCCGACGACGAAGGCAUCACGCCGUUGCAUUGGGCAGCAAUCAACAACCAAUACGCCAUGUGCAAGUUCUUGAUAGAAAAGGGUGCGCCAAUAAACAAGAAAGGCGGCGAUUCGGUGGCGACGCCGCUGCAGUGGGCCGCUCAACGUUGCCAUUACUAUACCGUACACCUUCUUCUCCAGCACGGCGCCGAUCCGCUCGCUACCGACGCGCAAGGCUAUAACACACUACACAUUAGCACCUUCAACGGCAACGUCCUGCUACUCGUGCUGCUUCUGCAUCAGGGAAUCCCGGUCGAUGUCGCCGACUCUUACGGCCACACGGGCCUCAUGUGGUCCGCCUACAAGGGCUUUCCUGCCUGUGUGGACGUCUUCCUCCGAUGGGGCGCCUCAGUCCACGCUCGCGACGAACAGGGCUUCACGGCCUUGCACUGGGCCCUCGUGAAGGGCAGCCCUGGGUGCGUGCAGAAGAUUGUCGAGUACGGCGCCGACCGGUUUGCGAAGACCGAGACGGGCAAGACCCCAGCCUUGACGGCCCAGGAGCUCAACACGACGGUGGCCUGGCGGCGCGCCCUGCGCGAGUGCGGAUAUGAUGAGGACGGAAACGCCAUCACACCCCAGUGGCCUGGCGCCUCAUACCUCCUAAAGGACAAGAAGGGCUUCGUGAACAAAUUCCUGUUCCUGUGGCCUUUCCUGCUCGUCUGGAUGAUGUUCCACAUCCUGGCGGCAAUGCCCAUAUAUCUUGCUAUAAUCGUUGGAGCGGUCGUGGUCUUUGCGGUUCAAUGGGUCGCGCAGAACGUACUGCAACAUGCGCCAUCUGAAAUGCGGUCAUUUCAACGAACACCGUGGUUGGCAGGUAUAUUUGCUGCGUCCCUCUUUUGGACAUGUUGGAACUGGCUGUUCACACUCAUGCCGUCCACAACGCUUUAUGCUGCUCCUGGGCAAACAAUGUAUUUCCUCAACUUCAUGUUUCUCGUUUUUGCAUCCUUGACCGCGUUCUUCUAUACCUCGUGUAUGAUGGACGACCCGGGAUUCGUGCCCAAGAUGAACGGCAUUGCGGAGCAAAAGGCCGUCAUCGAUGAGCUCAUUGGGCUCUGGAAGUUUGACGAGGCCAACUUUUGCGUUACGUGCAUGAUCAGGACGCCUCUGAGAAGCAAGCACUGCAGGAGGUGUCAGCGCUGUGUGGCCAAGCAUGACCACCAUUGCCCUUGGGUUUACAACUGUAUCGGCAACAACAACCAUCGCCAGUUCUUUCUGUACUUGAUAACGAUGUCCUGUGCUAUCAUUACGUUUGACUUUAUCUUGUAUCAAUAUCUCACAACCGUCUCAAAGAACGCAUCCGACCAAUGCAACAUCUUGGCGCCAUCCUUAUGCAAAGUGAUCAACGCAGACGCAUUCACACUCAUCGUCGGCAUCUGGGCUACUUUGCAGCUGACGUGGGUGAGCAUGCUCAUGUUUGUGCAGUUCCUCCAGGUCUCGCGCGCCAUGACAACGUACGAGAACAUGUUUGGCAUCGACCACCGCAGCAGCGGCGUGGCAGCCCUCAACUCGGCAUUUACGUCCACGGGGGCUCCUCUGGACCCUACCACCGGAGUGCCUCCCAGCGGCAGCACCGGAGCGGCCGCCGCAGGAGCGGAAGGCGGCCACGGCCACGGCCACGGUCACAAGCACAAGCAUGGCGGCUGCCUCAAGCAGUGGGGACGCAUGCUUGGCGUGGACGCUUUCAUCGAGACGGCAACGGGCCGCGGCGCGGCAGCCGGUGGUGACAACAAGAAGAAGCGGCGCAAAAACCCUUACUCGCGCGGUUGUGCCACCAACUGCCGGGACUUUUGGUGCGAUCCGGCGCCGGUCUUUGGGCGCCGCGAGACGGGUGCGGGUAUGCUGGGCGGACAAGUAGUCAACUGGACCCAAGUAUACGAAAGCCCCGCGGCGAUGCCAUCGACAGUCGGGGGCAGAAGGAGAGGUGGCUACGAGGCGGUCGCCGGUGAGGAGGUGUGA
Molecule: messenger RNA, 2199 nt
Organism: Pyricularia pennisetigena
Lineage: Eukaryota; Fungi; Ascomycota; Sordariomycetes; Magnaporthales; Pyriculariaceae
Exons: 6
Coding region: 1-2199 (732 amino acids)
Biological process (GO): protein palmitoylation
Cellular component (GO): Golgi membrane
Molecular function (GO): palmitoyltransferase activity; protein binding
Source: RefSeq, a predicted model, not a curated record